AUGGCCGCAGAGUCUGGCGAGCUGGCUGAGGUGCUUGCGGAAGCCACUGGCACGAAGCCAGCCACGGAUGACGUGCUGCGGACAGCGGCGAGGGAUGCACUGCUGCGAGGUGCCCAGUCGGGACAGCUGCUCGCAGAGCUGCGCCGAGGCAAGACGCGGAGUCUCCCAGGCUCACCGUUGAGCCGGCCUCCUCAAGGCUCCACUCCGGCAAGCACCGUCAUCGACGAGAUGUCCGAGGCAGCCAGCGACGUGCAGCGCAAGGCAACCCUGCACACCUCGGUCGCGGCAUGUCUCGUGCAGGACUCCGCCGUUCAAUGCUUCGGAGCCCAACAACUCACAAUAUUUGGCGGCAGUUUUGAGUGA
Symbiodinium necroappetens is the source of this 363-nucleotide messenger RNA. The record is from the annotation of a GenBank genome assembly. NCBI's taxonomy places the organism in Eukaryota, Dinophyceae, Suessiales, Symbiodiniaceae.